Messenger RNA from Klebsormidium nitens, 2906 nucleotides. The record is from the annotation of a GenBank genome assembly. Lineage: Eukaryota; Viridiplantae; Streptophyta; Klebsormidiophyceae; Klebsormidiales; Klebsormidiaceae.
CCUAUAGGUACCAUCUUAUAGGGCUACCAGGUACGCUACCAAGACCUCUUUAACGGUAGUUCUCCGCAUAGACCAAAGUCCGAUUUCCAACGCUUGAACUUUAAGCUGUGCACGUUCAGCUGGUUCAAAGAGCACCGAGUCAGGCCACAGUUGACCCUUUCUGCUGGCAAGAUGGCGGGCUCCUCAGAGGACGCCCCAGCCCACAAGCCCUCCCCCCCGCGCUCGGUGGUCCUGGUGGAAAGCGACAUUGGGGUGCCCCCCAGCCGCCGGCAGUCAGAGCGACAGCUGCUGAGCUCAGUCCUUUCAGAGACGCAAGAAGCGCAGGGCGAGCAAAUUGAUGCGCUGUUGCAGCAGAUGCGGUUCCUGGAGGAUCAAGUACAACGGUUAAAUGCAGAGCUGGCGCAAUACCAGGCCGCCUCUCCAGGGGGAUCCCUGGGGCUGGGGCGCAGCCCUCUGGCCAGCCCCCCGGGAGGGUGGCCCCGUCCACAGCCACAGUCGCUGGCCGACAGUGAUGCAGUCACUCCCUUGAUGGUGGCAUAUGAUCGGCGGUUGAGGGACCAGGAAGAGGUGAUUGAGGAGCGGACGGCCCGGGCCGAGGAGCUGUCCGUACAGGUGGACGCGCUUGUGUCCGAAAACGAGCACCUGCUGUCCGAAGUGCAGCGCUGUAUGCACGUCAUCCAGAGCAGGGAGGCCGAGGGAGCGCCACCUGGCAGCGACUCCGACGCAAUGGCCCGACUGGAGCUGCUGUCGCGCGAGAACGACCUGCUGGUGGAUCAGCAGCGGGAACUAGAGGCGGAACUUUCUCGCGCUCAGGGGCAGCUCACGACCACCACUGCGGAGAACAACCGGCUGCAGCGCGAGGUCGCGCAGUUGCUCGAGCGCUCACAGAGCGCCGCAGAGGAACUAGAGCGGGGCGCAAAAGAGCGCGGCAGCCGGCAGGAGGAGCUGCGCCAGCUGGCGGAAGGGUACGACGCGGUGAUCGAACAGGUGGCGCGGCUCAAGGCCGAGAAAGGCGCCGCCGAGGAGACCGCGGCAGACUGCCGAAGACGGCUCGAAGUUGCGCAAGCCCGCUUCCACGCUGACGUCUCCGCUCUCGAAGCGCAAACCACGACCGCCCAGGAGCGCGCGCGCAUCGCCGCCGAUGCGCUCGCGGCCGCCAGCCGCGACGUCGACGCGUGGCGAGAGAGGUGCGCGAGCAGCGAGCGCGAGCUCGCGGCGACGCGGCGCGAGGCGGACGAGGCGCGGCGCGCGGCCGCAGCGCUGGAGGUGCGACUGAAGGAGUAUAAGCUGAAGGACGAGACGGCGUUCCAGAACGUGAAGAAGGCAAGGGACGAGGCCGAGGAGGCGCGCAGCGAGCGGACGCGAGGGGAGGCCAAGCUGGCCCGAGCGGAGGAGGCGGUGAUUAGUCUAACCCAGCGGUUAGAAGCGCAGCGAACCGAGCUCUCGAACAAACGGGAGGCGGACCUGGCCAGCCAUGCCGCGCGCGCCGCCCAGGCCCUGUCAGCGGCGCAGUCGGAGGCGCGCGCGGCCGCGGCCGAGUGCGCGGACCUGCACGCGACGCUGGACAGGGCGCUGCGCGACAAGCGCAGCGCGGCCGCGGAGAUGGAGCAGCUCAAGGCGCGCGCGGUGCACCUCGUGCCGGGGCGCGUCGAGGACGUCAGCAAGCACGCGGCGCAGCUGGCGGCCGCGACCGCGCGGGCGGAGGAGGCGGAGGCCGGCCGCGACGAGGCGCUCGAGAAGGUGGCGAGCCUCUCGAGCGCGGCGCAGCGCAGCAUGAACGACUGGGAGCGCGAGCGCAGCGCGCUGCUCGCGCAGGCGGCCGACCUGGGGCGGCAGCUGCAGCGUGUAGAGGGCGAGCUGGACGAGAAGCUAGGCGUGCUGCAGCAGCUGGAGAUGACGGUGGACGAGCUCGAGAGAACGAACCGGGCACUCAGCAAGGGCCAAGCCAAGGUGGAGAAGAGAGCCCGGGACGAAGUACAGGCAGUUCGGCUUGAGAAGGAGACCCAGGUCCGGUCGCUGACGAUCAAGUUGGACGACGCCGUUGCGCUGUACGAGCGUUUCGCGCGCGAGGCAGAGGACGUCAUCGCGUCCAAGGACCAGCUCGUCAACCGGUGGCGGGAGGAGGCGCAGCAGAUCGCCCGGAGCUUCGAGGCGGCGAGCGCGGAGCAGCGGGAGGAGAUUGGUCGGUUGAUGGCCCGGGUGGAGGACCUGACCAACCGGGCGCAGGCGGGGCAAAGCGUCAUCGACGGCCAGGAAGACGAGAUCAAAGGACUGCGACAGGCGCUCCAAGCCCUGAAACCCGCGUACGAGGCCCUCGAGCGGCGCGUUGCGGAGCUGAGCGCGCAGCUGUCGCUCGCGGCCGCGCGCGAGGAGCAGCUUCUGGCCGCGCGCGCGGAACUCCGCGGCGAAGUCGACCAGAUGGCGGUCGCGCGCGACCGAUCUGAGCGGGGGCGCGACGCGGCCGCGCGGCGCUGCGAGGAGCUGACGUGGCAGCUGCUCGAGGCGCAGAGCGCGAUCGAGGGCGUGGCGCUGUCGCCGUUACAGGUAAACCUGCCUCACAGUUUCAAUGACCCGGAUGCAACUAGGGAUGCCAAGCACAAAGGGAGACGCCGGUCGGAGCGAACACGGGGGAGAAGUCGCGAAGCGUUGGUAACGUAAAGUCCCACUACAUAGACGGAGGCUGUACAACUGAUUUGCCCAUACUAAUAGCUCGCCCUUUCGCUUACCCGGGUCUCGGCUUAGACAUCGGUGCUGCUUUUUGCCGACUGUUUCGAACACAGCGCAAAUCUGGGGCUUGUUCUAUGUCGCAUACCCCAGAGAAAGAGGCAGAGUUGCCUCUGGACGAGAAAACGAGGUGCCUGAUGGAAUUGUCAUUCGCUUUUGCUGAGGUACUUUGGAAGCCAAAG